CAAGGUACAUGUUCUGCAUGUACAAGACAGCCGCAUCUUCUGGUGCAGUGCCAGGUGAAUCCCAAGACACCAUGGUGAAAGUCGGAGUCAAUGAAUUUGGCCAUAUUGGGCACCUGGUCACCAGGGCUGCUUUUAACUCUGGCAAAGUGGACAUUGUCGCCAUCGAUGACCCCUUCAUUGACCUCAACUACAUGGUCUACAUGUUCCAGUAUGAUUCCACCCAUGGCAGAUUCCAUGGCACAGUCAAGGCUGAGAACAGGAAACUUGUCAUCAAUGGAAAGCCCAUCACCAUCUUCCAGAAGUGAGAUCUCGCCAACAUCAAAUGGGGUGAUGCUGGUGCUGAGUAUGUUGUGUGGAGUACAGGGGUAUUCAACACCAUGGAGAAGGCUCACUUGAAGGGUGGGGCCAAGAGGGUCAUCCUCUCUGUCCCUUCUGCUGAUGCCCCCAUGUUAGUGAUGUGCAUGAACAAUGAGAAGUAUGACAACUCCCUCAAGGUUGUCAGCAAUGCCUCCUGCACCACCAACUGCCUGGACCCUCUGGCCAAGGUCAUCCAUGACAACUUCAGCAUCAUGGAGGGACUCAUGACCACAGUCCAUGCCAUCACUGCCACUCAGAAGAUCGUGGACGGCCCCUCUGGGAAGCUGUGGCAUGAUGGUUUACAGGCUGCCCAGAACAUCAUCCCUGCUUCUACUGGCACUGCCAAGGCCAUGGGCAAGGUCAUCCCUGAGCUGAAUGGGAAGCUUACUGGCAUGGCCUUCUGUGUCCCCACCCCCAAUGUGUCUGCCGUGGAUCUGACUUGCCACCUGGAGAAAGCUGCCAAAUACGGUGACAUCAAGAAGGUGGUGAAGCGGGCACCAGAGGGCCCCCUCAAGGACAUCCUGGGCUACACCGAGGACCAAGUCGUCUCCUGCGACUUUAACAGUGACACCCACUCUUCCACCUUCUACGCUGGGGCUGGUAUUGCUCUCAAUGAUCACUUUGUCAAGCUCAUUUCCUAGAAUGACAAUGAAUUUGGCUACAGCAACCAGUUGGUGGACCUUACGGUCCACAUGGCCUCCAAGAGUAAGAGCCCCCUGGACCACCAGCCCCAGCAAGAGGAAGAAGAGAGAGGCUCUCAGCUGCUGGAGAGUCCUUGCCCCAACUUAUCCCCCAACACACCUGAGAAUCUCCUGACCUCCAGUUUCCAUCCCAGACCCCCUGAAGAAGGGGAGGGGCUUGGGGAGCCCUACCUUAUCAUGUACCAUCAAUAAAGUAUACUGUAUCC
Messenger RNA from Puma concolor (puma), 1264 nucleotides. NCBI's taxonomy places the organism in Eukaryota, Metazoa, Chordata, Mammalia, Carnivora, Felidae. The record is from RefSeq and is a predicted model, not a curated record.